UUUUAGUCAGUUUUAACAACUGGCAGCCGCGAUUCGGUUGUUGCAUUGCAGGUUGUUGAUGUAGUUGGUGUUGGUGUCAAGUCUAAGUUCAAUAAAAUGACGCAGUUGUCGGACGCGCAGUUUCAAAUACUAAUCGAAACAAUCAAAUCAUUGGCACCUCAAAAGACUGAGCAGGAGGAACCUCAAUCCAAGGGAAGCUUCAGCAAUUGCCCAGUUCGAUUCAGUGGACAACGAGAUCAUGACGCUGUCGAUGAAUUUAUAACAGCGGUUGAGACAUACAAGGAGGUUGAGGGAAUCAGCGAUAAAGAUGCCUUGAAGGGCAUCUCACUACUUUUCAGCAACAUUGCAAUCACCUGGUGGAAGGGCGUGCGACGUGAAGCAACGACGUGGGAUGAUGCACUGCAGCUCCUUCGUGAUCACUUUUCGCCCACAAAGCCAUCUUAUCAAAUCUAUAUGGAGAUCUUCGAGACAAAACAAGGAUCCACCGAGGCGAUCGAUACCUUUAUCUGCAAGCAACGCGCUCUCUUAGCCAAAUUACCAGAGGGACGACACAACGAAGAGACGGAACUUGACUUCAUUUAUGGACUUAUGCUGCAAAAGUACAGAGAGCGUAUUCCUCGCCAUGAAGUUAAAACAUUUCGCGAACUCCUCGAGCGUGGUCGCAACGUGGAGCGUACAAGACAAUAAACUUUAGAUUCUUUCUGAACCUAACAAACAAUGGCUAUGAUUUAGUUAAGUUGUAUUACGUGUAGUUAGACUUCUUUGUUAUUUAAAUAAACUUAUAUGCAUAAGACGAAAAAAUAUUUGUUUUAUUUCCUAAGAAAGCGUGUCGCAACGGACAUCUUAGAUUCGUUCUUACCCAAAAUAUGUAUGACUAGAAGUGGAAGUAUCAUCUGUCAAAUAUAUGAAAACAGUUUUGUUCUAAUUUAUAUUAUGAAUUUAUUUUUAAGUUAUUUUAUUUCCUAUCCAUUUCCUGAAAUAAAUAAAUGUUUCCCAUUCCAGCCCAUGCCCAAUAAAAAGAAAUCAGCAAAAUUGUUUUUUUAGUUUUAGUUUUGUAUUUGAUUUUUUCUGGGUUCAGUCUUUGUUUUGUUUCUGUUGUGUUUGAUCAUUAACAACCUCUUGUGGUCAUCCAUAGGCCCCCAGUAUAAUGAUGAUCACAAUGGCCAAGUAAGCGCACUGUCAUAUCAUCGGGGAGUGCGGGUCCAAGUUUGUUACAGCGCGUGAGUGGCCAGUGCUCCGUAUUCUGGCCCGCUAAACAACAAGGGCCAAUAUAUACCGAUGUAGAUGUUGAUGGUACUACGCGCCUAUUAAUUCUGCACAAGAGGUUGCAUUUACAAACGUGGUGGGUUCAGGGCAGUCGCCACAUGCUGGAGCUGCUGGGCGGCGACGAAUCCAAGAACCCUUU
Messenger RNA from Drosophila sulfurigaster albostrigata, 1405 nucleotides. It is a transcript of the gene Arc2, whose product is annotated as activity-regulated cytoskeleton associated protein 2. The record is from RefSeq and is a predicted model, not a curated record. Lineage: Eukaryota; Metazoa; Arthropoda; Insecta; Diptera; Drosophilidae. The transcript has a single exon. Bases 97 to 687 code for a protein of 196 amino acids.